AUGGCGGAAGCAGCGGCGGCACCUGUAGCUCUUACAUCAGUGGCGGCAGGGAAGAGCCCGUUGCCCCCGUUUCCGGACAAUCCCCCCGCGGGCGGCUGGACGAGGCAGGUGACCUGCAGAUAUUUUAUGCACGGCGUCUGCAAAGAAGGAAACAACUGCCGCUAUUCACACGAUCUCUCCACCAGCCGCUCCAGUAUGAUCUGCAGAUAUUAUCAACGAGGGUGCUGUGCUUAUGGAGACCACUGCAGAUAUGAACACACAAAACCACUAAAGCCAGAAGUUAUCGGCGAUACCUCUGUAGCACUGAUCUGCCCCCUCAACUCCCUCCCGGAAACCAGCGGCAGCAUAAACAGUAAGGCAGCUGACUUGGCAGCUAGUGACCUGGCGGCAGGGGUCUCACAAUCUGAAGACUGGGUCAAUGCCGUGGAGUUUGUACCGGGGCAACUCUACUGCGGACGUGCUCCGUCUGGCUCAGACACUGAAACUCAGGGAUCGUCACAACAAGAGGAAGACAAGGAGCAGCCAGCAGACCCCGAACUGAAGAAGCAGCUUUGUCCCUAUGCCGCAGUGGGGGAAUGCCGCUAUGGAGAGAACUGCGUCUACUUACAUGGAGACCCAUGUGACAUGUGCGGGCUACAGGUCCUGCACCCCACUGACAUGUCUCAGAGGUCGGAACACAUUAAGUCCUGCAUCGAGGCGCAUGAGAAAGACAUGGAGCUAUCAUUUGCCAUUCAGCGCAGUAAGGACAUUGUGUGUGUGGCAUCUGCAUGGAGGUGGUAUAUGAAAAAACAAACCUCAGCGAGAGGCGUUUUGGCAUACUGUCCAACUGUAACCACUCCUACUGUCUAAAGUGUAUACGAAGGUGGAGGAGCGCUAAACAGUUUGAGAGCAAGAUCAUCAAGUCAUGUCCAGAAUGCCGAAUCACAUCAAACUUUGUCAUUCCAAGCGAAUACUGGGUGGAGGAAAAAGAGGAGAAACAGAAGCUAAUCCAGAAAUACAAGGAGGCUAUGAGCAACAAAUCUUGCCGGUAUUUUGAUGAAGGCCGCGGCACCUGUCCAUUUGGAGGCAACUGUUUUUACAAACAUGCAUACCCUGAUGGUCGUAUAGAAGAGCCACAGCCACGACAAAAAGGGGGUAUGUCCAGCAGGUAUCGGGCCCAACGUAGGAACCGGUUUUUUGGGAAUUUGAGGAGCGUGAAAGUGGGGAUCCUUUUGACAACGACGACGAUGAUGACAUGGUCACCUUUGAACUGGGUGAAAUGCUUCUUCUUAUGUUGUUGGCAGCAGGUGCUGACGAAGACCUAACAGACUCAGAGGAUGAGUGGGACUUGUUCCAUGAAGAGCUGGACACUUUUUAUGACCUGGACCUAUAG
Molecule: messenger RNA, 1372 nt
Organism: Staurois parvus
Lineage: Eukaryota; Metazoa; Chordata; Amphibia; Anura; Ranidae
Source: the annotation of a GenBank genome assembly